UGACCAGCGAGGCCAUUUCAAAAUGGGGUGGUGUUCAUGCCUUUUCCUUGGACUAUCUCCUUGGAAGAUCGUUUAUAAAUCAUGAAUGCUGAAUUAAAAGUUGUAAAGGAGUUAGGAAAAGGUCGUGUUGGAUAUAUUAAUCUUCGCCAUAAAGCUGGCAAUGAAAAUGAAUCCGGCACAAAAGAGACCACGGUGGAAGUUCCAUCCACCCUAAUUUACACGAGGUAUGGACGCGUACCUCAUAUGACAGAGGACGUGGAGAGAUUCCUUCCAACCAGAUGCAAGCAAAUGAUACGCAGAUUUAGGCUCUGUGACUUGUUUGAAGAAUCUGUAAGUCAAAGCCUUAAAGCUUCCAACAAGGUGUAUAAAAAGUUUACAAACAGCAAAGAAAGUGAUAUGCUAUUUUGUUCAGUUCAAGACACAAUUGGCUUUUCCUCAGUGGAUUUUUCUAAAUAUGCAGAGGAAAAAUCCAUUUCAGUUUGGACUCAGAGUGGGAGGAGGAAGGUCACUUCGAAUGGUUUCAUGGAGGCUUUGUCAAUGUCUGGCGUUGAAAUGGCUGAAUGUCUUUGCGAUAUCACACCCGUAGGAGCCGGUGAUAAACGAUGCAAAAAAUCAGUUGAUCGAACUUUGAAACAUCUUGAUCAUUGUAUUCAAAUUUCACAGGAAAAUCCGGAGAAGUACAAUUUUGCUUUGUUUGGUGCGAUAGUAGGAGGGGAUAAUGUCAAGGAAAGACGAAGGUGCGCAGUGGAGACUUCAAAAAGAGACGUCCAAGGUUUCGUUUUGGAAGGAUUCGACAAGAUUGGUGAUGAUUUCAACGAAAUUUUGCAAACAACCUUGGAGUAUCUGCCGCCCGAUAAGCCAAAGAUAAUGCUAGGAUCUUUUAACCCAGAGCGAACAUUAGAGGCUAUUCUCAAUGGCGUUGAUAUUGUAGAUAAUUCAUAUGUUUAUGAACUAACUGAACGUGGUUGUGCUGCAGUUUUUACUUAUCGCACUAAAAAAAUGAAGACCCACUCUGAUCAGGAUCCAGUUACAAAUGUACUUGAAAAUGGACCCCAGUCAACAUUGGAAAUAGAACUGAGCCAGAAAAGGUACAAAGAUGAUUUCAAGCCAAUCCUCAGUACUUGCAACUGCAUGACCUGCCUGAAAUACACAAGGGCCUACCUUAAUCAUCUUUUGGUGACCAACGAAAUGCUGGCUCAGGUUUUACUGAUGAUGCACAAUAUGCACCAUUUUGGGAAAUUCCUUGAAGAAAUACGAACAGCGAUGAGCGAAGCAACGCUAGAUAGUUUAAAGGAUUUAUUAGUGAGUACAUCUGUGAGCUAAUGGCCUUCAAAAUUUUACAAUAUUGUAUUUUUGUGUGCUCAUUGCCUUUGGCCCCUGAACUGGGAGCCUUUCUAUGGUUUUAGAUACAUGAAGAUUUAUUGUAUGUCUGACAUUGGAAAAAUAGACAUCGAAUUUUUAUGGGAAUCUUGUCUCAGCCUUUUUCGAGUUAUUUAGAGUAAAAUUCAAGGAACCACCUUAAAUGUCGAUAAAGAUAAUAAAACCUCAUUAUGCUUGCAAUAAUAUCAUGAAUGAAGUUCUGUUGUAAAUUCGGAGCUUGUGUUGGCAGUGAAUGAAAUGGUUGCAUGAUAACAGAGUUUCUUUGAAUGCCAUAAAAUUGCCAUGCUCAUCAAUUCCAACAGCAUGUUGAAGUAUGUAGCGCUAAAUGUCAAUGGCAACAGGAUUGAGCUUGCAAAUGAUACCAAAGGCCUAAGUGUCAACGAUAUAAUUUGAUUUUUUUAUUGACAAAAAGUAAUUACAAUUCAAUUUACAUUCGAAUAUACUACCCCAAUUACUGUACUGCUAUCGGGGACGAUACCAUAGGGAGCGAAAGACAAUGACUACCCAUGGCCGAUACAUAAAAACGCACAACUUUGAACAAAGAUAGAAAGAAGAGGAACCAAAACUAGGUAGACUAAUUAGGAAUACAGAUUAAACAGACAAAAAGUAGAUGCUAAUGUAUAGGAGUGUACAUCAAUGGAAUAUUUAAAAGCGUUCUGAAGCAUGAAUGAAUUUGAGCGUUGCCUGAAGUAGCUUCUUAUUUGAGUCAAUGGUUAGUCGCUUGUCACCAUAAAAAAUGCAUUUGAGUAAAACUUCAUUUGAAAAAGACGCAAAACCACGAGGGAGCAAUAUUGCAUUCACACUAUUGACAUUAAAUCUAGGCCCAUUAUACGAAUGAUAGAGCAGCAGGAAAUGUUCUGUGUCCUCUACCCCUAUCGUUUGCGGGACACAAAGGCUUGAAUGUUAUGCCGAAAUCUCUAAAGUUAUGCCGAAAUUUAUCAUUUAUCAUAAUUUAGUUUGCUCGCUCCUACCCGUAGCUGAGUAAGAAUAGCUAGACCUUUUGGAUCAUGAAUACCGUAUACUAGUUUAGGAGUGAGUCAGAUAAGCCUCGAUAAUUGUGUUUUGAAGGUACUUAGUGAGGGUGAUAACCUAAUCUCUGAGUCAAGUGUGUUCCAUUCAGAGAGACAGUCGGGAUAAAAGCUUGUCUUGAAUCUUUUCGUUCUUGCCCUUAUCUACCCAACUACAUUUGCAUUACGAAAAGUGUACAUAGGUUUGGUAAUUGUGGAAUGGGGUAUCUUGUGUAGUCAGGGGUAAUAUCGUUGUCAAUCUUGUUAAAAAGAACGAGGCGUCUGCUUCAACGUCGUAGGCUUAAGGAUUCCCAACCAAGUUCCUCGUAGAGUUUUUUCACGAGAUCUUCCUUUUUUUGCUCCAGUCACUGCUAGUGCAGCAGAAUACUUAACUGAUUCAAGUUUUUCCAAAUGAUUAUUCGGUGGGGUAUCUUGACUGAAAUUGCAUUUUUUGGGUGGGAUGUGGUAAAUGACAUCACCGUAAUCUAAGUGUGGCCGCACAUACAAUUUACACAGUUCAGUUACAGUACUGCGGGGCAAAUAGUUUAAAAGAAAUUUUAUUAUUCCUAUCCCGCGUCUACAGUCAAUGAGUAUAAUUGACUCUCAAUGUUAGAGGCAAAGGACAAUUUAGAAUCAAGCAUGAUGCAUCCUUGUACCCCCUUGCUGCUACCAUUGUUGCAGGCUAGCAUUUGGCAUCUGCUCCAAAAAGAAACAUAUUUCAUGGUUGCUAAACAUUUGAUAUAUCCUGCUCAUCAGUGCCUCUGUGAUUCUUUCACCAAAUUAUCGCACCUACCUACACUGGAACUCUGUAGUGCUAAACUGGUUCUGGCUAUUCCAUUAAUGAAAACAAUUAAUGUUUAUGCAUUUUAAUGAUAAAGUCUUUUCCCCAAGCAAAUAAGUUUUUAAGAAAAUAAAAUGUAAGUUGAUGAUGCCAUUGCUGCACUUGCAAAUUAAUCUCUCGCAACGUUCUGCGUAACUGGAUAAGACUGGGUACGGCAUGAAUGAAUCUUCCUAUGAAAUGUCGCAUCUUCCUUACUCUAACAAGAAAUUUAUAGAAUCAGAACAGCUCGGUCGUAACGUUUUGCGUUCAAAGAAGUUGACUUACCAACAAAAAUAGGACGUUUAAAGAUCGGAAAUUCGGAAAUUUGCAGUUCUUAUUAGUAUUAGAUUAGCAACAAACUUUUUUGAAUUCGAACCGUUUAGGCCCAGUUUAAACAUCGAAUUUCUGCCUUGUCCAAUCAAAUUGAAUUUUAUUUGGCAGUUGUGCGAAGGUGCAAAUAAAUGCUGCAGUUGAUAACAGAUCGGGAACAUGUCUGCCGCUGGUCACUGCGUCGCGGGCUUAUGCGCAAAUUUGCCGGUGUACAAUGCGUUUCUGCAUGGGCUGAGACGCAUAUGCGUUUCAAAUGUUACCGUGUAAUGGCGGGCAUGCAGGGCCUAGCUGUGAAUGGCGUGAAGCGCAUAUGCGUUAGACAGGACACAUAGGUGUUUCAAUGGAUGUUACAAUCAUUUCUUGUUAGUUAACAUUCUUUUGCGAUAAAAUUCGAUGGUGUAUUGAUUUUAGAUGCCCCAUGCAGAAACGUAUAACUUCAAUAUCUGUCACGUGCCCGGUAAAAUCAGGGAGGCAAAGAUGAAACAGUAAGUGCUUACUAUGGUAUAGUAAGAUUUCCUUGGCCGGAGGAAGGCUGGCAACUUUUCUGGACUCUGACUGCCACAAUUAAGUAUUUGAUGCGGCACUAAAUUUAAACGUCUUGCUAUAGUCGAAUACUAUUGACACUUAGUUGUUUUCUGAAGAAAAGAUUAAUAUGACCCAGUAGAAAUUCGAUGUUUGAACUGGGCCUUAGUUUAAAGACUUUUGAAUUUCAAAGUUAUGUUAGUAACAGGACCUGCCCAAAUGGGAUUGUAAAGUUUGCUAAAUACAGUCACGUGAAUUCACUGCAGCGGGAAUAUUGCAACAUUACGCCAUGGACCCGAAGAGAUAUAUGAAAUGGUCUCUGUAACAGGUCAACACAACGUGAGAGCAGUGAAAAUGUACAUGAAGCACAACAACUACUGUCUUUGUUUUUGCUAAGUUUACUUAUUAACAGAAAAGGAACAAAUACGAGAGGAAAAUGAACUGGAAUGAUGAAGAUGGUUUUAGAAUCUAAAUUUAGAUUAUGCAGUCGUGUAAAAAAAAUUGAAACUAUGGUGGCUCGUGGAGGCCAAUGGUCUAUGCGGACGGAUUAAAAAAAAUUUCACGGCUAAAAAUUUUUUGUAAAUAAAUCCUUCGGCAGGAGAAUAAUAAGAAGUUUUAUACGGUUAUGA
Molecule: messenger RNA, 4688 nt
Organism: Rhopilema esculentum
Lineage: Eukaryota; Metazoa; Cnidaria; Scyphozoa; Rhizostomeae; Rhizostomatidae
Product: queuine tRNA-ribosyltransferase accessory subunit 2
Source: RefSeq, a predicted model, not a curated record